CAGAGCAGAGCGGCAUUUCGAGUGCAGACGCGGUCGGUGUCGUUUUGGUUUUGUCGGCGGUUGCUAAACACAAUUUAAGUUCACUCGGUUAGCAGACAUUACACACUGCCCACAUAUAAACACAUAAAUAUAUAUAUGUACAUAAGGUGUGUGUAUGCAAGAAACCAGAAAAAACAACAACGUUCGUUGAGUCGCGUUCGGUUUUAUUAUUUUUUUGUGUUUUUCGUGUGUGUGGUGUGUGCUUUGGAUUUGCCAAUUUUAGCCGACUGGCUCUCAGUGUCGAACUUAAACUUAAAGAGCGAGCAACGUGACGUGUCGCGUCGUGUCGCUAAAAAUUCGCGCACACAACUUCCUACUACAACAAAAAAAAGAAACAAAAAUAAAACGUGUAAGAAAAAAGUGAGACUUGUUUUUUUUCUUGUGCAUCUCUGUGUGAGUUUGUGAGUGUGCGAAAACACAAAGAAAAACGGGGAGAGAGGGAGAGCCGCGAAGAGAGUGAGAGAGCAAGAGCAGCUGAUUUUAGCCGGCAAGUGUCAGCUGUUUCGCGCCAGAGCGAGAUAGCGCUAGUUCGGCGGGGCGAACAUGUUAUGUCUUGCACGCCGUCUCCUCUUUGUGCUGCAUUCGCUUUAGCAAUGCACCAACAACAGCAGCAACAACAACUGGAAAUACAAGAAAUACAACAGCAAAGGCAACAUUUGCAAAUACAGCAAAUACACAUACAGCAACAACAAAUUAGAAGGAUCGAGGAGCUAAACCUAAACCCCCAAAACCAUCAGCAGCACAUACAAAAAAUUUCGCAUUUACUACCCCAACAUAACCAACAUCAAAUUCAAAAUAGCCAUGGCUUACUACAAGUUCAGCAAAUACCAGAAACACACAAGUUACAUAUAAUACAACAAACACAACCACCACAACAACAAUGUUAUCAAAUACAACAAGUACCGAUUCAACAACGGCAAAUAUUUGAUUUUCAGCAAAUCAAUGAAAUACCGCAUAUGCAAACCAUACAAAUAACUUUGCAAAGUCAGCAAAAAAUACCGGAAACACAGCCGAUACAACAACAACAGCCAGAGCAGCUUCAUCAAAGUCAACGCUUGCCGAAAAUACCAGAAAUACCGCAAAUACCAGAAAUACUCCAAAUACAGCAAUUUCAAGUAGCGCAACAGCAACAAAAGCAAACGAAAAAGCGAGGUGCAAAAUCAACGGCAACAACAACAAUAACAUCGCAUAACAGCAAUAGCAAUAGCAACAAUAGCAGCAGCAAUAGCAACAACUACUAUAACAUUAACAACAACAAUAGCAGCAACAGCGGCGGCCACAUAAUGUUAGCCUCUGCCAGCGCCUCUGCUGCCGCGCGAAAACGCAGUCGCAGCGCGAGUAACGGCAGCAAAAGCAGCAAAGCCGUCAGUGGCCGCAAAUUAACCAAAAGCAUGUCCGCCGGCGCACAGUUGCAGAUGGCCCCGCAGACCACUUCGGCCCUAAGUCACCACCAUCCCAAUCAGCAGCAGCAGCUGCAGCCGCCGCAGCAACAGCAGGCACAGCCCCCGCCUCCGCAACAGCAGCAGCACUUUGCCAACCAUCACAGCGCCCAGCAGCAGUCGCAGCAACAGCAGGAGCAACAGAAUCCCCAGCAGGCGCAACAGCAGCAGGCGCAGCAGCAGCAGAUCCUCCCGCAGCCGCAUCUGCAGCACCUGCACAAGCAUCCGCACCAGCUGCAACUGCACCAGCAGCAGCAGCAGCUCCACCAGCAGCAGCAACACUUCCACCAGCAGCAGCAACAGUCGCUGCAGGGGCUGCACCAGGGCAGCAGCAAUCCGGAUUCGAAUAUGAGCACUGGCUCCUCGCACAGCGAGAAGGAUGUCAACGAUAUGCUGAGUGGCGGCGGAGCAGCGCCCGGAGUAGCUGCCGCGGCAGCCAUUCAACAGCAACAUCCCGCCUUUGCGCCCGCCCUGGGAAUGCAGCAGCCACCGCCGCCGCCGCCGCAGCACUCCAAUAACGGGGGCGAGAUGGGCUACUUGACGGCGGGCACGACCACGACGGCCUCGGUGACGGCGGUGGGCAAGCCCAGGACGCCGGCGGAGCGGAAGCGGAAGAGGAAAAUGCCGCAGACCAGUGCGGACGAGGCGGGGAGUGGCGGUGGGUCCGGCGGAGCUGGAGCAGCCGUGGUGAACAACAGCAGCCUGAAGGGCAAAUCCCUGGCCUUUCGUGAUAUGCCCAAGGUGAACAUGAGCCUGAAUCUGGGCGAUCGUCUGGGCGGUUCGGCCGGCAGUGGCGGCGGAGCCGGAGGCGCCGGCAGCGGAGGGAGUGGCGCCGGUUCCGGUUCCGGCAGUGGCGGCGGCAAGAGUGCCCGCAUCAUGCUGCCCGUCAGCGACAACAAGAAGAUCAACGACUACUUCAACAAGCAGCAAACGGGCGUGGGCGUCGGUGUGCCAGGUGGAGGUGGUGCGGGAGGCAAUACCGCCGGUCUCCGAGGAUCCCACACGGGUGGCGGCAGCAAGUCGCCCUCAUCCGCCCAGCAGCAGCAGCAGACGACCCAACAGCAGCAGCAGCAGGCGAGCGGAGUGGCGACGGGCGGUGGGGCAGGAGGAGCCGCCGCCAACCAGCAGGUGCAGGUGCAGACGAGCAGCGCCUACGCCCUGUAUCCACCAGCUAGUCCCCAAACGCAGACGCCGCAGCAACAGCAGCAGCAGCAGCCGGGAGCCGACUUCCACUACGUCAACUCCAGCAAGGCGCAGCAGCAGCAGCAACAGCAGCAGCAGCGCCAGCAGCAACAGACUUCCAAUCAAAUGGUUCCUCCACACGUGGUCGUCGGCCUGGGUGGUCAUCCCCUGAGCCUCGCGUCCAUCCAGCAGCAGCAGCAGACGCCCCUCUCCCAGCAGCAGCAGCAGCAGCAGCAACAACAGCAGCAGCAACAGCAGCAACUGGGACCGCCGACCACAUCGACGGCCUCUGUCGUGUCCACGCAUCCGCACCAGCUCGGCUCCCUGGGAGUUGUGGGCAUGGUCGGUGUGGGCGUCGGCGUUGGGGUAAAUGUGGGCGUGGGACCGCCACUGCCUCCGCCACCGCCGAUGGCGAUGCCGGCGGCCAUUAUCACAUACAGCAAGGCCACCCAAACGGAGGUCUCGCUGCACGAGCUGCAGGAACGCGAGGCGGAGCACGAGUCGGGCAAGGUGAAGCUGGACGAGAUGACGCGGCUGUCCGACGAGCAAAAGUGCCAGAUUGUCGGCAACCAGAAGACGAUCGACCAGCACAAGUCGCACAUUGCCAAGUGCAUUGAUGUGGUCAAGAAGCUGCUGAAGGAAAAGAGCAGCAUCGAGAAGAAGGAGGCGCGACAGAAGUGCAUGCAGAACCGCCUGAGACUCGGCCAGUUUGUGACCCAGCGAGUGGGCGCCACAUUCCAGGAGAACUGGACGGACGGCUAUGCGUUCCAGGAGCUGAGUCGGCGGCAGGAGGAGAUAACCGCCGAGCGCGAGGAGAUCGACCGGCAGAAGAAGCAGCUGAUGAAGAAGCGUCCGGCGGAGUCCGGACGCAAGCGCAACAACAACAGCAACCAGAACAACCAGCAGCAGCAGCAGCAACAGCAGCACCAACAGCAGCAGCAGCAGCAGAAUUCCAACUCGAACGAUUCCUCGCAGCUGACGGGCGGCGUUGUCACCGGACCGGGCAGCGAUCGCCUGGGCGGCGCGGCAGGCGGCGUUAGCGUCGACAGCGGAUUGGGUGGCAACAAUGCGGGCGCAAUCGGUGGCGGAGCUGUGGGCGGUGGCGUUGGAGGCGGCGGCGUCGGAAGCGGCGGCGUUGGCGGUGUCGGCGGCGGCGGAGGACGUGGUCUAUCGCGCAGCAACUCGACGCAGGCCAAUCAGGCUCAACUGCUGCACAAUGGCGGCGGCGGAUCGGGGGGCAAUGUGGGCAACUCGGGCGGCGUCGGCGAUCGACUGUCGGAUCGAGGAGGAGGCGGCGGCCUCGGGGGCAACGACAGCGGCAGCUGCUCGGACUCGGGCACGUUCCUCAAGCCGGAUCCCGUUUCGGGGGCAUAUACCGCGCAGGAGUACUACGAGUACGAUGAGAUCCUCAAGCUGCGCCAGAAUGCCCUCAAGAAGGAGGACGCCGACCUGCAGCUGGAGAUGGAGAAGCUGGAGCGGGAGCGCAAUCUGCACAUCCGAGAGCUCAAGCGGAUACUCAACGAGGAUCAGUCCCGCUUCAACAACCAUCCCGUGCUGAAUGAUCGCUACCUUCUGCUGAUGCUGCUGGGCAAGGGCGGCUUCUCAGAGGUCCACAAGGCCUUCGACCUCAAGGAGCAACGCUAUGUCGCAUGUAAGGUGCACCAAUUAAACAAGGAUUGGAAGGAGGAUAAGAAAGCUAAUUAUAUCAAACACGCUUUGCGGGAAUACAACAUCCACAAGGCGCUGGAUCAUCCGCGGGUCGUCAAGCUCUACGACGUCUUCGAGAUCGAUGCGAAUUCCUUUUGCACAGUGCUCGAAUACUGUGAUGGCCACGAUCUGGACUUCUAUUUGAAGCAACAUAAGACUAUACCCGAGCGUGAAGCGCGCUCGAUAAUAAUGCAGGUUGUAUCUGCACUCAAGUAUCUAAAUGAGAUUAAGCCUCCAGUUAUCCACUACGAUCUGAAGCCCGGCAACAUUCUGCUCACCGAGGGCAAUGUCUGCGGCGAGAUCAAGAUCACCGACUUUGGUCUGUCGAAGGUGAUGGACGACGAGAACUACAAUCCCGAUCACGGCAUGGAUCUGACCUCCCAGGGAGCCGGCACUUAUUGGUAUCUGCCACCCGAGUGCUUUGUGGUGGGCAAAAAUCCGCCCAAGAUCUCCUCCAAGGUGGACGUGUGGAGUGUGGGCGUGAUCUUUUACCAGUGUCUGUACGGCAAGAAGCCCUUCGGUCAUAACCAAUCGCAGGCCACGAUUCUCGAGGAGAACACGAUCCUGAAGGCCACCGAAGUGCAGUUCUCCAACAAGCCAACCGUUUCCAAUGAGGCAAAGAGCUUCAUUCGGGGCUGCUUGGCAUAUCGCAAGGAGGAUCGCAUGGAUGUGUUCGCGCUGGCCAGGCACGAGUACAUCCAGCCGCCGAUACCGAAGCACGGCCGAGGCUCGCUCAACCAGCAGCAGCAGGCGCAGCAACAGCAGCAGCAACAACAGCAGCAGCAGCAGCAACAGUCGUCGACGUCGCAGGCCAAUUCCACCGGCCAGACUUCGUUCUCUGCCCACAUGUUUGGCAAUAUGAAUCAGUCGAGUUCGUCCUAGCUGCCAACCAAGCGUAAUUCCAACUCAUAAUUCGCCGCCGCCGCAGUAGCAGCAGCAACUUCAGCUGCCAGCCAACAGCAACACCAACAGCAGCAGCAGCAGCAACAUCAGCAGCAGCAUCUUCAACUCCAGCAAUACCAGCCGAAUCAGCAGCUCCAUUUGCAAAACAGUAGCAGCAACUAUGCGGCCACGCUUCUCGAUGCAGCGGCCUUUUGCUACGAAACCGUGAUGGAUGCAGCCCACUUCCACAACAAUAACAACAACAGCACCAUCAUCAACAACAAUAUGCAGACAAUGCCGGCGAAUGCUGUCAAUGCUGCUGCUGCCGGAGGAGGAGGAGCAGGAGGAGCAGCAGGAGGAGGGGGAACACCGACCUACCAAGGGAAAUACAAGCGCUGGCAGCAGCAACAGUUGCAACAGCAGGCGCAACUGCAACAGCAGCAACACAAGCUACUGCUGCAACAAGAGCUGCUGUAGAGUAAGAAAAAAAAUACAAGGGUGAUGAUGAUUUACGACGGAAUAAUGACAAGGGAGUUUGAGAGAAGGAGGAGAGCUGCCUGCAACACUGCCGCCAAGCCAAGCUAAUGUUGCUGCUGCAACAGCAACACCGUCAGCAACAACAACAACAACAGUAACAACACCCCAAGAAUUUCCGCAGCGAGUCGCAAAACAACAACAAAAACUUAAAUUAAUGAAACUAUAUAUAAAUAUAUAUAUGCAUAUAUAUAUUAAAUGUGAUAAACAAGCGUAAAGCAAAAAAAAAAAUACAAAACAAGAAAGGAAAGCAGCAAAUACAGCAGGAGAAAGACGAACAACCAAGGGGGAAAAACCCGGAAGAUAGGGAAAAGCAAAGCUGCAGCAAAAAACCAGAAGAGAAGAGCAUAGAAAGAGGGAGCAGAAGAAAAGCAGAAAGUUGAAAGCUGAGAUGAAUUGCCGAGGAGAAAGCUUGAGAAAUUGUUUAUAAAGGCUGCUAUAAACACACACUUUUUUUUUUUUGUUAACUAUAAAUACCAA
This is a messenger RNA of Drosophila takahashii, 6263 nucleotides long. RefSeq names its product Tousled-like kinase (gene Tlk). Gene Ontology annotation, molecular function: ATP binding; protein serine/threonine kinase activity. Gene Ontology annotation, cellular component: nucleus. Lineage: Eukaryota; Metazoa; Arthropoda; Insecta; Diptera; Drosophilidae. The record is from RefSeq and is a predicted model, not a curated record. Gene Ontology annotation, biological process: peptidyl-serine phosphorylation; chromosome segregation; intracellular signal transduction.